This is a messenger RNA of Asterias rubens (European starfish), 6160 nucleotides long. Its product is annotated as zinc finger SWIM domain-containing protein 6-like. The record is from RefSeq and is a predicted model, not a curated record. Gene Ontology annotation, cellular component: Cul2-RING ubiquitin ligase complex. Bases 195 to 3368 code for a protein of 1057 amino acids. Lineage: Eukaryota; Metazoa; Echinodermata; Asteroidea; Forcipulatida; Asteriidae. The transcript is spliced from 13 exons. Gene Ontology annotation, molecular function: zinc ion binding.
CCAAGAGACACUGUUCUGGUCUUUCUCUCGAAAAAGGCCUCCGUUUUUCCCAUCAAAACAGUACAAGACAUCGAGAAAAUGGACACAAACAUCACCCGGAAUCUCUCCUGGACAUUAGCGCCAAAGUUGUGGCCCUAAAUAUUCCUUUUCAGCAAGUAGAAGAGAGAUUUUCGCGCAUUCCGGAGCCGGUGCAAAUGCGGAUUGUGUUCUGGUCAUUUCCUCGCAAUGAGAAGGAUAUUUGUAUGUACUCUUCGCUUCACCAUUCCACGGUUAGUGAAAGCGAAUAUCAAAAGUUGCCUUUUCAACGAGGAGUGAGAUUACUGGACAACAAUGCAGUGGACCAUGUACUUCAAGUUGGAUUCCAUUUAAGUGGGACAGUUACGGAACCCGGUAACCAACUCUACAAUGAACCCGAGCAAGUGCAUCGAGUCUCGAUCAGCUUUGACCGUUGUAAGAUCACCGCUGUCACCUGUACCUGCGGCAACAGAGAUAUAUUCUGGUGUCAACAUGUGGUGGCGCUUUCCCUUUACCGCAUUCGCAAAGCGGGUAGUGUGCAAUUGCGACUGCCAAUCUCAGAAACUUUACUCCAAAUGGACAGGGAACAGUUACAGAAGUUUGCCCAGUAUUUGAUAACCGCCCACCAUACUAAUGUCUUGCCAACUGCUCAACAGCUCGCGGAUGAGAUUUUGCAAUCUAAAUCCAGGAUCAACCAACUACCAGGUGCACCUGACCCAACGGCAGGUGCAAGCAUCGAUGAUGAUAGCUGUUGGCAUCUCGAUACGGAGCAAGUCCAGGAGCAAGUUAAGUUGUACCUCCAACAAGGUGGAUACUACGAUUCAGAGAAACAACUCAACUCACUAUUUGCCAAGGUACGGGAAAUGCUGCGAGUACGAGAUUCUAAUGGUGCUAGGAUGUUAACGUUAAUCACAGAACAAUUUAUGGUGGAUCCACGGUUACAGCUUUGGAAACAGCAAGGGACACCGAUGACAGAUAAACCAAGACAACUCUGGGAUCAAUUGGGUCUGCUCUGGAUGGUCGUGGUGAUGAAUCCUGGCUACUCCCAGAGGGAGAAGAUGACAUGGAAGGAACAGCUGGUACAGUGGGGAUCCAAUGACCUUUGCCCCCUGGAAGACGCUGAUGCAAGAAACAAUUUGACCAAUCCCUCUCUUGUUGGUGUGCUGAACAACCCACCAGCUGCUGCAGAUGCAGACAGGCCUCGGACGAUCUUCACUCGAGCCAUUGAAGCCUGCGACUUACAGUGGCUCGACAAUCAUCUACAAGGCAUCCUCAAUAAUAAAUUAUAUCACAGUAGUAUACACCACUCCGAUGCAGAGGUCGGCGGAUUGGACUCCGACGGGCAUCAGCUAUGGUCCGAACAUCUACCGACAGCCUGUGCCAGAGUAGAUGCAUUAAGAUCCCAUGGCUACCCAAGGAAAGCCCUACGAUUAGCUGUCAGUAUCGUCAGGAAUCUUAAGAAAUAUCAACGAGACAGCCUAAAGCAACUCAAACCAAGCAGGAAGGGUAAGCAUCGGAAGGCUUCCUCCCAGAAUGCAUCAUCAAUGAACGAGACAUCUCAUAAUAACGCACGGAGCUCGGCCGAGGCUUGGGUCGGUCAUCCCUUGGACCCGAUCGGUUGUUUGAUGGAUACGUUACUCGACGCGUCCUUGACCAUCGACGGGAGUCCAUCAAGUUCAGAUGCAAGUAAUGCAGACAUUCCAGGGAGCAGUUCCACACUACGCCAGUAUCGACACGUCGCAAUACCUGGGUCCCACAACCAACAAGAAACGUAUCUCACCUUAGCGUACGAGGUGGUUCUGAUUGGCUUAGGCCAGCAGCGGAUUAUGCCGAUGGGUCUCUACGCUCAGGAUAAAGCGUGUCACGCCGAAGAGGAGUUAAUCGCCAGACAUCGAGAGAUUGCAAUGGAUCCUAUGUUGGUGGCUGUACUACAACGACAAGCAUCAACGCUCAUGGAAGGAGGAUUGUCGAGUGGUCUUGGUUACCACGUGCCACCAGAGAGUGUUCCAAUGCACACGUUUGGCCGUUACUUGUUCCAGACCUUACUGCCUUACGAUGAGGAUCUGGCGUACAAAGUGGGGCUCCGGGCCAUGAGACUGCCAAUUCUAGAGGAGGUAUCCACAAACCCUAGUAGUGCUGCCAAUAGUGUGUUAAUGGGACGAUACCCACGCUGGUUUGUACUGGGUCAUAUCGAAUCGCAACAAUGUGAGCUAGCCGGCUGUAUGAUGACAGCUGCCAAAGAUGACGUACGUCGCCUAAGGACAGUUUUAGAAGCUGCCCAGCAUCAUAUCCAUAGUGCCUCACAGCUCUUCAAGCUAGCACAAGAAGCAUUCAAAGUAGCGACUCCAGUGGACGGCCUCACUCAUUACACUCUCCUCAAGGCCACAUUUGACUUAGGACUUCACAUCAUGAGAAUGACAUUGUCCAACAUGAACUGGCGCAGACGGGAAAUGGUCCGCUGGAUGGUCACAUGCGCGACCGAAAUUGGCGUGAGCGCCCUCGUAACAAUCAUGCAAUCGUGGUAUUCGUUGUUCUCGCCGACAGAGGCGACGACGAUGGUCGCCACGACGGUGAUGUCGCCCAACACAGCACUACGGUUGAAUUUGAACUUGACACAGCAAGAGGAGUUGGCCCGCUGUGCCCGCAGCGUCGCCCUACAGUGUGCUACUAAAGAUCCACCAUCAUGUGCAUUAUGUGCAUUGACACUAUGUGAGAAGAACCCCGUGGCGUUCAAAGCCGCGUAUCAGAUCGUCGUUGAUGCGGCGUCGGGGCCCAUGAACUCCUCGCAACUGUUUACUAUCGCCAGAUAUAUGGAGCAUCGGGGGUAUGCUAGUCACGCGUAUAACCUGGCUGUGUUAGCCAUGAGGAACUUAACGUUAGGGUACAAUCAAGACACCCAUCCUGCAAUCAAUGAUGUGUACUGGGCAUGCGCAUUGAGUCACUCGUUGGGUCGAGAGCAACUGAGUAGUAUGAUCCCUCUAGUGGUGAAGAGUGUGCAAUGUGCGUCCGUCCUCGCUGAUGUCCUACACAGGUGUACGUUAACCGCUCCAGGUGUUGGGUGUUUACCUGAUGGGAAACGGCGCUGCAUCAAGCUGUUACCGUACGACAAAGACCCAAUGCGUCAACUCCUAGAUGCUGCCAUUGCUGCUUACAUUAACACAGCUCACUCAAGACUGACUCAUAUUAGUCCCAGGCAUUACGGAGACUUCAUCGAGUUUCUUAGUAAAGCUCGAGAGACAUUCCUCCUGGCUCCGGACGGCCACAUACGAUUCGCAAAACUCAUCGAGGAUCUUAAAGUCAUGUAUCGAGGCAAGAAGAAACUCAUGCAUCUUGUACGGGAACGUUUCGGAUGAUGAUCCUGAUGCUGCUGCCACUGAGGACAAUCUUUCGUUGUGUGGAUUUAAACCUGCCUAUUGAUUGGUCACUUUUAUGAACUGAUCAUUUUUCUUAAGAAAAACAAAAUAUACCCAAAGUUGUGGUCACAUUAAACGGCUUUGUGUAUUGACGCAUUUCCUUAUACAGCACCCUCUCCAUGCCUAAGUGUGGGCAAUCUCAUCCGCUCCCCGCAAGCGUUGAGCGGCAUGCGUGGACUUUUACAGUGCAAUGUUUUCCUAGUAUUUUUUGUCAUGGUUGUGGUGUUCUGUGGGAUGGAGUAUCUACGUCCUUACGCAACAAAAUACCAUUACAGUAUUGUAGAUAUAUUACGGUUGAGAAAUAUCCGUGAAAAAGAAGAAAAUUAGAAAAAGAGAAAAAAGUUUAGAUUGAGAGUGAACGAAUUUGUCAAAGAGUUUAACUAAAACCAAUCAUAUUAUGUUUAUGAUUUAUAACAACCCCCCACCAAAUAAGUUAGGGUUGAAAUUUGUGUUAUUAUUAUUUAUUAUUUUGCCUGAAGAAAUAUUCAGCGGAAAUCCUUUCAGACUGAGAUGAGAACUGCAAAGUUUUACUCGGGUAGAUUUCAGUCGCAAUCUCUUUAAAAAAUAUUUUGCCAAAGAAUACUCAAAGGGUGUUUCACCAGUAGGCUAAUUGGGAACACACCUUUUCUCCUCUGGGUCCAAGUCUGGGUCGCUAAACCCCAAGCUAUGACCAACCGACUCAACGCCAAUCAGACUAAAAGAUUGCUCCUAAGGUGACGCCAGAUCUAAUAGCAUCGGCUUUCCUGACUCCAAAGAAUGGGACAUUAUCUGAUAUCCACUUCACUUCCUCCACAAAACUCUGGACAGCGGAUUCUUUAUUAGCGCUGAUUAUUUACAGUAGGAACCAUUUAAGUCGGUUCCCGUGUCACGUACUGAUACACAGGGGACAAGCUCUGAGGGCUCGUUGUGUUCAUGUCAAUGGUAUGGACAAGGUUCGCCAUUCAGGGUGACAUGUCGGUGGAAGGCGCCCUACUUCUCAAAAUGUGCUCCACCAUUUAGGGUGAUUGGUUGUAUUAAGGUGCCCACUUGAUGUACUGGGGUAAUAGUAUUGCGUAUAUCAAACUAUGGUUAUUAACUGAAGCCCCUUAAGAUGUCAUCUUUUGUAGAUUUCACUAUCUUUAAUUCUGCAUCAUGUUUUAUGUAUACCAAAGCGCCCUCUAUUGUUUAACAGGGAGCCUAGAGUGACUCCGUGUAUAGUCACCUAGACUGAUAGUCAUCAUGACUUGUCGUCAAGGUUGCGGUAACGCCAGGAAAUCUGGCGAGGUACCAGUUUGAGAGAGAGUCAGGAACUUCAGAUGGUUCUUUCUCUCCACUUCACUCAACAUUUAAAUCGAGACUUUAGCUUUGGAUGUUGUAACAAAAGCUUGGCUGUAUGUGUCACGGUUACCAUCAUCGAGGGAAAGGUCACCGAUGAUUGAUGGACCGAGAGUCACUGCAGGAAAGGAACACGUACCAAUAAUAAAUGCAGACCAAAAGUCUAGCUGUUUCUGAAGUCUCUCUUCUCAAAACAAAAAUGAUCCUUUGUUCGCUUUUCUUAUGGCUUCUUGUUAAACUCUAUAAAUAAAUGUGAAGUUGAAAUCUUAACAGGCAUGAUUUUCUUCCUACUUAUGUCUGAUUUUCGAUUUGUUUCGCCCUUGAAAAAAAAUCUGGAAACAAAACCUGUGAUUCAAUAAUUUUAGACGUGUUUCAAGCCUACACCAUGUUUAUAUGUCUGCGUUCUCCCUGAAAAGUGGUCUGCUGGCCAAAUGCCAGUUAAAAUACUUGAGGACCAGACAAAAUUCACUCGUAAGGGGUCCGGCUGGUAAGUUCAGUGUUGAAAAGAAUCCUUGUUUCAGUUGAAAUAUGGACUGGGGAAAAAAAGCUGGCGGACGAGUAAAAUGACAAGCUUAGUGGUCCUGUUGACUAUAGUCACUGAAAACAGUUAAGGGGCAAACACUGAAUGUAGGUCGGCCCUUGUACUACUUUCCUACUUAGUUUCAAAGGACUAAAUGUCAUGCCUGCUAAGCUAUUUUUUUUUUUUUUUUUCAGAACCAUUUGUUUAUAAACAGCCAUAUAUGUACCUCAUUAAAUAUUCCAGCCCCCCAGCACUAAGUGGUUAGCAAUUUAUUCUAAAAUGGCUCGAGUCCAUGGAUGAACAACUCCUUUUUUGAAUUGAAAUUCUUCAGUUUAAAAAUCUUUUCCACAACAGGUCUGAAUCACCUCAAACUGCAUGACAAAGUUGAAACUAUGAACAAUUAAACGAAAAAAGGGGUAUUGAGCUUCGAAACUUACCCAACUUGAUGGAAUGUACUACUUCACAGAUGAAUUUAAAAUCACGAUAAAGAACUACCGUAUUUAUUUAUUUGUUUUCCUUUUAUCGUCAAGCGAAGAAUGUUUCUUUAUGACUUCUGUAAUAAGUCGGUUUCUUGUUGUCAUAGAAACCGAUGUAAAGUGGCCAAAAAGAAGAGACUUUUAUUGGACAAUUUGACCACCAUGGACAGGUGGCCACAAUUUACAGGUUGACAUGUAUGUUAUAGAUAUGUAUUUUGUCAGGACCCACAAUGACUGGCCACAGUACACAGGCAGCCAUCAGGGAGCUUUGAUUGGCUGUAGAGACCAUGCAAGUCUCGCACGUGCAUUUUUGGUCCCACGCACAUUAGACUUUUUGAGAUAAAGCGGACUCUUUAGGAGUGCACUGUUUGGUUUUGGUUUAUUGACCCCUUGCACACGCGUCACGCGCGGCGACUGAUGCC